Molecule: messenger RNA, 1263 nt
Organism: Archocentrus centrarchus (flier cichlid)
Lineage: Eukaryota; Metazoa; Chordata; Actinopteri; Cichliformes; Cichlidae
Product: signal transducer and activator of transcription 1-alpha/beta-like
Biological process (GO): signal transduction; regulation of DNA-templated transcription
Molecular function (GO): DNA-binding transcription factor activity
Source: RefSeq, a predicted model, not a curated record
AUGUUUGUGGUUUUCACAGCCUCCUCCCUCCCUGUGGUCAUCAUCUCAAACUCCAGCCAGCAGCAAAGUGCCUGGGGUUCUGUCCUCUGGUUCAACAUGAUCAGUCAGGAUCCCAAGGAUGUUAUGUUCUUCGCCAACACUCCUGCAGCUACUUGGCCUCAGUUCGGAGAGAUGUUGAGCUGGCAGUUUCUCUCGGCCACUAAACGCGGCCUGGAUGAUACUCAGCUGGAAAUGAUUGCAAACAAGCUCUUUGGGAAAAAGCCAAACUAUGACACCUGCAAAGUGGCAUGGUCAAAAUUUUGCAAGGAGAAUACGCCUGACACUUUCUGGGUGUGGUUUGAUGGCAUCUUGGUGAUGGUGAAAACAUACCUAGAGGAUCUGUGGAGGGAUGGCCUCAUCAUGGGUUUUGUGACCAAAGGCAAAGAGAAGUCUCUCUUGAAGAGGAAACAGAGAGGCACAUUCUUGUUGCGCUUCAGUGAAAGUGUCAUUGGGGGAAUUACCUUCUCCUGGGUGGAAAUCACUGCGACUGGUGAGCCUGAUGUAAAGACAGUCCAACCCUUCACCAAAGUCGACCUUUCCCAGAUUCCCUUCCAUGAAAUCAUUCGAAAUUUCCAGAUCUUAGAAGCUGAAAAUGUCCCAGAAAAUCCUCUGCUCUACCUGUAUCCCAACACUCCCAAAGAUGGCUUUGGAAAAUAUUACACUGAAAAGAGUGGAGAGGACAGUCCGUACAUCAAGUACAUCAAAACCAAGCUGGUGUUUGUUUCCAAGGAGAACACACUGGAGGCUAGGUCACCCAUGCCCUCUGACAUGGCACAGGGUGAAGGCCUGGAGCCAAUGAAUGGCCUGUGUGGAGAGGCAGCUGAACAAGAUGGGAAUCUUCUUCCUGUGACGCCACCUCUGGAAGCUUAUGACCCUGAUCCUAUGCUGAAUGGCUCUGUUGCAGACUCAGAGCCCAAUGAUCUCCUGACGUAUCUCAACAACCCAAUCUUUUUUGACAGUGACUUUCAAGACGAGCAACCGCUGGCUGAUUUCAGCCUUCAAGGAUUUAACAGUCUGCUCCCACAGUCCUGUGGCAGCUUCCCAUAGCUUCUCUGUGUAUUCAUCCAAAUCACUCACUUACAGCUUUACUCAGUACAGCAUCCAUGUCAAAACUGUGGCGCAAAUCCAGGAUACCGUAUUUUUCGGACUAUACGUCGCUCCGGAGUAUAGGUCGCACCAGCCAAAAAAAUGCAUAAUAAAGAAGAAAAAAACAUAUAUAGGUCG